This is a messenger RNA of Aspergillus candidus, 587 nucleotides long. RefSeq lists its product as uncharacterized. The coding region runs from base 230 to 436 and encodes 68 amino acids. The transcript has 2 exons. The record is from RefSeq and is a predicted model, not a curated record. NCBI's taxonomy places the organism in Eukaryota, Fungi, Ascomycota, Eurotiomycetes, Eurotiales, Aspergillaceae.
CGCGUCUCGUGUUGAUCCUCAUCGACCUCAUCGGGGACAACUUCAAACUCGGACGAAGAUGGCUGCGACGGGGAGGAUGAGCCUACGAUGGCGGCUGUAGAAUCAACAUACCCAACACGCUCCGCAGGCCGCCUCUCUCGCUGGGGUAAGACUCUUCGCUUGGCAACAGGCUCCAAGCGCAGCUCAGUCAUUCAAGGUCCACGUCCUUGCCGUCACAUGCGCAUCGGCAAUGUACCUCUACGCCCACACCGCCACCAUCCCCGUGGAAUUCCUCGAUAAGUUCGACGAACCGUUUUGCUACUCGCCAAGCCGUCCAAUCAUGGUCAAAUAUCGCCGCAUCACUAUACUAAGAGCAUAUUCAUGGGUGAGGCUACAUAGGAUACUCUGUACAGGUACAUGUAGCUAUUGUACGAAGACUUGGAAGCGCGCUAUUUAGACGACACAGAGGGCUCUACAUCUGCCGAUAAUUCGAUAUCCGAGGGCUAAGCUGCCAUGCCAGAGUCUCAUCUACAUUUCAGAACAGGCGUUGGCUCAUCCACACCAGGGAACCCUUUCGCCGGACUACACGCGCUUUGAUCAAGUUCAAC